GAAGGUUUAGCUCGAUGCUCGGUUCGAGUGGUGUGCUCCAGAUCUCGUCUCUUCAGAUGGGACUUGGCAAACAAAACUUCCUCUGUGAAAUAAAGGAUUCAGGCUCCUACCAUGCGAGAGAGACCUCCUGAAAGACUCUUUCAUAUGGAGCCAAAGAGACUAGAGAGUGUCAGAGUUUUAAAGACAAAAUACUGCUGUCAGAAAGGUAUACAGACUUCAUACAGGAGGGACCCUUCACACAUUGGCAGCCUUUGAAUUCAGCUUUUAAAUAAAAGAUUUGUCUUCAGACAGAAAAAGUGAUGCCUUUUAUGAAUAAUAAGGCAUAAAGCAAUUUUUUUUUUUUUAUGAAACUGCCAUUCAGUGUAAAAUAAGCUGGCUCUUGAUUUAUUGAAAAGCCAAACUCAUAUUUCACCUUGGGGAAAUAACACAUCAUCCAGCUCACCAGUUUGCAGAUGCCUGAGAGACGUGGGUGUUGGUGCUGCCAAGGUUGGGAUUAGCUUUUGUGUCACAGGCCAGUCUGAGGGAAUAUAGUUCAUGUCUUGGACUACAGCUCUUAUCGGAGAUGAUGGGACGGAAGCUGAUGACGUGAAGGGUUUUGACCCCGAGGAAGUUACCGUAACUGUGAAGGACAGGAAGGUGAAGGUGUUAGCGGAGCACGAGGAAGAGCACACCACCGCAAGAGGGAAGGAGUACAACUACAGAAACAUCACGAAAGAAAUCAGCCUGCCGCUGGGGGUGAGCGAGGACGAGGUGACCUACUCACUGGGACCCAAUAGCGUCGUGAAGAUCGAAAUGGCACGCAAGAGCCACCCUUGUGUCCUGAGCCGCUGAGCCGCAGCAGGGAGCUGCACCCUGGCACAGUCGUUCCUCUGCCGCGGCCCUCCUCCCCAUCAGCUUUAGGUCUGUCCCACUAA
Messenger RNA from Aquila chrysaetos chrysaetos, 914 nucleotides. It is a transcript of the gene ODF1, whose product is annotated as outer dense fiber of sperm tails 1. NCBI's taxonomy places the organism in Eukaryota, Metazoa, Chordata, Aves, Accipitriformes, Accipitridae. The transcript is spliced from 2 exons. The record is from RefSeq and is a predicted model, not a curated record. The coding region runs from base 535 to 831 and encodes 98 amino acids. Gene Ontology annotation, cellular component: outer dense fiber.